Messenger RNA from Phyllostomus hastatus (greater spear-nosed bat), 2765 nucleotides. RefSeq names its product protein phosphatase 2 regulatory subunit B''beta (gene PPP2R3B). Gene Ontology annotation, cellular component: protein phosphatase type 2A complex. Lineage: Eukaryota; Metazoa; Chordata; Mammalia; Chiroptera; Phyllostomidae. The coding region runs from base 506 to 2179 and encodes 557 amino acids. The transcript is spliced from 13 exons. Gene Ontology annotation, molecular function: calcium ion binding; protein phosphatase regulator activity. The record is from RefSeq and is a predicted model, not a curated record. Gene Ontology annotation, biological process: protein dephosphorylation.
GCGCUGGGCGCUGGACCGCGGGGGAGGGGGCGGAGCCGGCAGACCCUGUGUGCGCGCCUGUGGGGAGGGAGCCGCUGGUCCGUCCGCGGCCGGCCCAGAACCGCAGGGCAGGGCGCGCGCUCCGGGACAGGUCCCGUCCGCUGCCGCACGGCCUCCCCUUCUCUGGAGCGCGCCUUUGUCCCCUCCCUCCGGGGCACUCGCCGCCGCCGACCUGCUCCGGCUCAGUCUCUGUCGCGGUCCCUUGGGUGGGCUGAGCUGCAGACGGUCGCUGGGCCCCUCCCGCCACCCGCACAGAGAACAAACAGCUAGAGAACAGCUCCAGCAGCCUCCUGGGGCUCCCUCCCUCCCUCUCGGCUGCUGCCGCCGCCGCCACAGCAGCGGGCUCCCUGCUCGCCGCCACUGCCCUGCCGGCCCUGCCUCCCCCACCCUCCAGCCAUGUGCCCGCCUCAGCCUGUGGAAUGUGCGCGGCCCAGGGCCGGCCCCCAGAGCGCCCGCCCGGCCGCGCAUGGAGCGCGCUGAGCCCGGCCACCCUCUCCGCCCCGCCCGGCACGGCUGCCGCCUCGAGCCCCCCGCCCCGGCCCAGCCCCGAGACCCCGGGCCCCGGCGGCCCGCGCGCGCGGACAUGCGGCUCCGGGAGCUGUCCCUGCGCCAGGACCCGGACCUGAGGCAGGAGCUGGCCGCGCUGGCCCGCGGCUGCGACUUCGUGCUGCCCUCCCGCUUCAAGAAGCGGCUCAAGGCCUUCCAGCAGGUGCAGGUGCAGACGAGGAAGGAGGAGCCCCGGCCGCCAGCCUCCAGCCAAAGCAUUCCCGCCUUCUACUUCCCCCGAGGUCGGCCGCAGGACACGGCGAACACGGACGCCGUCAUCGCCAAGAUCGAGAGGACCUUCGCCCAGUUCCCGCACGAGAGGGCCACCAUGGAGGACAUGGGCAGAGUGGCCAAGGCCUGUGGCUGCCCGCUGUACUGGAAGGGGCCCCUCUUCUGCUGCGCCGGCGGGGAGCGCACCGGCUCUGUCUCCGUCCACAAGUUCGUCGCCAUGUGGAGAAAGAUCCUGCAGAACUGCCACGACGACGCUGCCCGGUUCGUCCACCUGCUCAUGAGCCCGGGUUGCAACUACCUGGUGCAGGAGGACUUCGUCCCAUUCCUUCAGGACGUGGUGAACACCCACCCCGGCUUGGCCUUCCUGAAGGAGGCGUCGGAGUUCCACUCGCGCUACAUCACCACUGUCAUUCAGAGGAUCUUCUACGCUGUGAACAGGUCCUGGUCCGGGAGGAUCACCUGUGCUGAGCUGCGCAGGAGCACCUUCCUGCAGAACGUGGCACUGCUGGAGGAGGAGGCGGACAUCAACCAGCUGACGGAGUUCUUCUCCUACGAGCACUUCUAUGUCAUCUACUGCAAGUUCUGGGAGCUGGACACUGACCACGACCUGCUCAUCGACCCGCAGGACCUGGCCCGGCACAACGACCACGCCAUCUCCACACGCAUGGUCGAGAGGAUCUUCUCCGGAGCCGUGACGCGAGGCAGGAAAGUGCAGAAAGAGGGGAAGAUUAGCUACGCCGACUUUGUCUGGUUCCUCAUCUCCGAGGAAGACAAGAAGACCCCAACCAGCAUCGAGUACUGGUUCCGCUGCAUGGACCUGGACGGGGACGGGGCGCUGUCCAUGUUCGAGCUGCAGCACUUCUACGAGGAGCAGAGCCGCCGGCUGGAGGGCAUGGGCAUCGAGGCCCUGCCCUUCGAAGACUGCCUCUGCCAGAUGCUGGACCUGGUGCAGCCCGAGUGCCCAGGCAGGAUCACGCUGCGCGACCUCAAGAGGUGCAAGCUCGCCUACGUCUUCUUCGACACCUUCUUCAACAUCGAGAAGUACCUGGACCACGAGCAGAGAGAGCAGGUGUCCCUGCUCAGGGAGGCAGAGACAGAAGGCCCCGAGCUGUCGGAUUGGGAGAGGUACGCGGCCGAGGAGUACGACAUCCUGGUGGCCGAGGAGGCUGCAGGGGACCCCUGGGAGGACGGGUAUGAGGCAGAGCUGAGCCCCGUGGAGCAGAAGCUGAGCGCCCUGCGGACGCCGCUGGCUCAGAGGCCCUUCUUCGAGACCCCGUCCGCCCUGGGCGCCACUGACCUGUACGACGACGAGGAGGAGGAGGAGGAGGAGGAGGGCAGUGAUGACGACAUACAGCCCUCGUGACGGGCUCCGAGGGCCGUGGGCGCGGCCGGCACACAGCGGCUCCUGCGUGGAAGCAAACAGCACCAUGUGUGACGGUUUCAGAGGGUGCGCUCGUUACGGAACACCAGGUGCGCUCGUUUGGAGUGAUGAGUCUAUUUAUUUACUCGGCGCUGAGGCUGGUUGCAGCUGGGCCUGGAAGGGGGCUGCCCCCUGGCGGGCAAGGGCAGAGCGCAUGCCUGCCCCGGAGACGGAGGGGCCGCCCUCAGCCCCACGGGUCUGGCUUCCCCUGGAGCUGUUUGGAAAGGACCGGACGGGUGACGCCCCAGAGAACCCAGUUGUUUCAGGAGGACCUACCCGCUCGUGGGUUCUGGCCCUGCGCAGUCCGCCGCGUCGCUGUCUGCGUCUGGUCCGCGGGGAGCGCCUCCCGGGCCUGCGCCCCACCUCCGCCCCGCAUCGCGGGCGCCGGGCUGCCCCCUGCGGUGCUUCUGCGAUCCUUCCCUCCUCGAUGUACAAACUGUGUACAGUUAACGUGUAUUUGCUGUGGAGCGCGAUUUUAAAACGUUUUACGAGAUCACAUUUGUAUUUUCAAAUAAAUAAUUUAAGGGUU